AUGUCCUCAUCCGGCGAUGCAUUAGCUGCAUCAUGUAGUGUGCGAACACGACAUAUGGUGAAUACUGCUCGUUCUUGCUCUGAGAAGAAUGAUGACCAAUUGCCACAAGAAAUUUACUACUUGGAUAGGUUAAAGACAUUUGCCUCAAUCCACUUUUCACUUGAAAAUCAUAAAUCAAUGUGCGACCUUUUUGAAAGCUCCGUCGAUGAUAGUGACCUGGACAAAGAUUACAAUCCUACAUCUAGCGAUAGCGAAUACGAUGAUAACAUUGUAGAACAAAAAAGGAAAAAAAGAAAGAAUAAUACUGUACAGUCAGGAAGCCCAAAUGAAGAAAGGGAGAGGCAAAAUACUGGAGCAUUGAAAAUAACUAGAAAAAGACUAGUAGGAAUGGAAAAAAUCGAUAGAGAUAAAACUAAACAUCCUAUAUGGGCCAUUUGUGAAGGAAAAUGUAGAAGGCAGUGUAAAUAUCUAACAGAAGAUCAUCGACACUCUAUUUGGAAUCAGUACUGGAAUAUGGAAUACACAAGAAGGCGCAAAUGGUUAAGUAAACAUUUAAAAUUAAUCCCUGUAAAACGUAAAAGCAUGUCAGCUCAACAUUCAAGAUCGGAGUCAAGGUAUUUUACUCUGCCACUUUCAGAUUUUACUAAAAUAGCUGUAUGCAUACUAAAAUUUCUAAAUACUUUGAGAUAUACUAAUGAUUCGGUGAUAACCGAAUUAGUUGCAGCAAUUAAAAAUAGGCCCUUGCAGAGAUCAGAUCAUAUGGCUAUGUCAUCGUGUGCUUGCGCUACUACUUGUCAAGAACUCGAGUUGGUUGUGAUUUAUCAUGCUACGGACAGUGAUACUUGUUUAUGA
Molecule: messenger RNA, 852 nt
Organism: Psylliodes chrysocephalus
Lineage: Eukaryota; Metazoa; Arthropoda; Insecta; Coleoptera; Chrysomelidae
Source: the annotation of a GenBank genome assembly